Molecule: messenger RNA, 453 nt
Organism: Musca domestica (house fly)
Lineage: Eukaryota; Metazoa; Arthropoda; Insecta; Diptera; Muscidae
Product: collagen alpha-1(X) chain-like
Exons: 2
Coding region: 1-453 (150 amino acids)
Source: RefSeq, a predicted model, not a curated record
AUGAAUUGUCUAACCUCCCUGGGCCAUGCUGUGUUAAAGUCCUGCGUUUGUGAGCCCGGAUUGGAGGGUGCACCGGGGCCCAAUGGUAAUCCCGGUCCAAAGGGUGAAAAAGGCAAUCGAGGCUAUCCCGGACUGCCGGGUGCCCAAGGACCAAUUGGUGCGCCAGGAUUCAAAGGUACAGUAGGACCAAAAGGCGUUCCUGGUCGUGGUAGUAAUAUAGUCGGCGCUGUUGGGCCACGCGGUCCUACGGGUGUCUGCCCCCCAUGUGCAAGACGUCGUUCCGCGUUUACUACCAUUGAAGCCGAACCAGAAGACGAUAGCAUUUAUAUGCUAACCGAAGAUGGAGAUUUGGUACCGGUGCGAAAAAUUCAACCAACACCAGAGCAGCGAUCGUUGAUUGAGAAAUAUCAGAGGUCACUCGACGAUGAGGGGGAAGAAGAAAAUAAAAAAUAA